AUGUCGUUUUCACAGCCAAGACCAAGGGAGCUGACUCCCCAGGAAAAGGAAAGGAUAUUUGCCUUCAGAGAGAAGUACUAUUAUUCUCCGCGUUAUUCCGAUGACCAUUUCGAGUAUCGUCAUGUUGCCUUACCAAGAGAGCUUCUGAAACUCAUUCCUAGCGACUACUUUGCAGAGAACGGCACUUUUAAAAUCCUUACAGAAGACGAAUGGCGUGGCCAAUUGGGCAUCACUCAGAGUUUGGGCUGGGCCCAUUACGAUUGUCAUGCUCCAGAACCACAUAUUCUCUUAUUCAGAAGAGCAAAGAAUUAG
Molecule: messenger RNA, 312 nt
Organism: Ogataea philodendri
Lineage: Eukaryota; Fungi; Ascomycota; Pichiomycetes; Pichiales; Pichiaceae
Exons: 1
Coding region: 1-312 (103 amino acids)
Biological process (GO): regulation of mitotic cell cycle
Cellular component (GO): cyclin-dependent protein kinase holoenzyme complex; SCF ubiquitin ligase complex
Molecular function (GO): ubiquitin binding; protein kinase binding; cyclin-dependent protein serine/threonine kinase activator activity
Source: RefSeq, a predicted model, not a curated record